AUGUCGUGGAAGACGAUGAUCAUCGCUUUCUUUGCUGUUUCUGCCCUUGCGAUCCUCAACGGAGCCCUCGGCGAUCUGAUAUGCGAGGAGCUUCCAGUGGAGCUAUGCGCCUACUCGAUCUCGGACGCAGGGAAGAGGUGCGUGCUGGAGAACUACGUGGCCAGAAAGGGGACGGUGAAUUACCAAUGCAAGACAUCGGAAGUGGUGGUGGACGCCAUGAAGGGAUGGAUCGAGACGGAGGCAUGCAUCAACGACUGCGGCGUCGACAGAAACGCCGUCGGGAUCUCUUCUGAUUACCUGCUGUCCCCCAACUUCGUCGCCAAGCUCUGCUCCCAGCCCUGCUUCACCUACUGCCCAAACAUCCUCGAUCUCUACUCCAACUUGGCUCAAGCUGAAGGGAUGAACUUGCAUGAUAUCUGCAGCGGUGGGAACACUGCUCCUCGUCGUCGCUCGAUGUACGAUCUGCCCAAGAGUUCAGGUUGGGCUGUUGCUGCUGUCGAUGGAACUGUUGGGGAAGGAAAUGGAGCUCCACUUGGUUCUCCACUGUCUUCUCCUGCUUUUACUUUUGCGGAUGAUGGUAUCACUACUGCAUUUGCUCCUUCUUCUCCUGAUACCUACUGA
Messenger RNA from Linum trigynum, 621 nucleotides. NCBI's taxonomy places the organism in Eukaryota, Viridiplantae, Streptophyta, Magnoliopsida, Malpighiales, Linaceae. The record is from the annotation of a GenBank genome assembly.